CUGGAAAUACAUAAACAACAACAACGUGUUUACACUCGUAAACAACUUUGCGCGUUCGCCAAACUUUUGCGGGACUGAUUGCGGUUCCAAAUCACGAUGACCGCACAACCCACAUCGACAACAACGCGUACCAAAAAGCAAAAUCAUGCCAACAUACCUUGCCCGAUUGAAGAUUGUGCUAGGUUUACAUACGGCAAGCUACCCGACCAUCUAACCAAAAUCCACGGCCUCACAGGGGCUGAGAGAGACACCCUCAACGAACAACAAAGAAAAAGAUUUUUCAACGGUGAACUCUGUCAAGUUCGAUACCUCAAAGAAUCUGCCAUACGUGACCUAUGGGGCGCAGAUUACGACGAUCCUCGAAUCAAAGCAAAAAUACAUCAAAGCUAUGCUCUUGUUAAGAUUAGAAUAAUUCCUCUUGCGGCGUCGCAGCGAAGUAGACCACUCACCGAACAGGACGCCAACGUUCUAACAGCGUACAAUGCUAGGACGGCUCCACGUCCGGCUAGAGUUCAGAGAGCCAGAACCCGACCACGGCCGUACCCACCGCCAGAAAGUAGUCCAACUAUUAGCAGAGUUUCAAGCGAAUCGAGUGAAGAAGAAAAUGCUAGGACAAGUUCUUUGCCACCAUCUCCUCCACCAUCGUCUCCGUCUCUACCUCCCUCUCCGGCCCCUUAUGAUCUUCAACCAGUCGAAACCAGGUUGCGGGAUAUAUUUGAUUCCAAAAUUGAUGCUGGCUACAAAGCUGUGAUCGACGAUAUGAAGAAAUGUAUGACGAUGGGCAGAAAAUUGGGACAAAGGAAGCGUAAAACUUACCGUACGUACCGACGAUACGCCAAACGAUUGAUCUCAUUCCUCCAUCGCCAACAUUCACCAUUGGCUUACGAUGUUGACGUUCUCUUAUGUGGAGAGAGACAAGUAUGUGCAUUUCUAGAUCGGAUAAGAAGCGAGCACAAGACGAAAACUUUAAGAAAUUACGUAGUUGCUGCUAUAAAAUUAUUGGAUUCCAGGCUUUUUGCGAUUGAAACAGAUCCUACUUGCAAAGAAAAGGUGGCUUCAAUGUCCCGUAUUUAUAAUAUUCUGCACGGACAAUUAAACGAAUGCGAUAGACUGCUUGCGCAGAAAGAAACGACUAACUCCAAAGACACAACUUCUAAUUUCGAUAGCGAUGACAUGCAGCAAACUUUAAAUGAGAGUUAUGACGAAUUAGAGUAAAUGAAGUAAUUAAAACAUGUUACCAACUAAGA
Papilio xuthus (Asian swallowtail) is the source of this 1247-nucleotide messenger RNA. RefSeq lists its product as uncharacterized. The transcript has 2 exons. Lineage: Eukaryota; Metazoa; Arthropoda; Insecta; Lepidoptera; Papilionidae. Bases 97 to 1215 code for a protein of 372 amino acids. The record is from RefSeq and is a predicted model, not a curated record.